Messenger RNA from Petromyzon marinus (sea lamprey), 1625 nucleotides. RefSeq lists its product as uncharacterized. NCBI's taxonomy places the organism in Eukaryota, Metazoa, Chordata, Hyperoartia, Petromyzontiformes, Petromyzontidae. Gene Ontology annotation, cellular component: cytoplasm. The record is from RefSeq and is a predicted model, not a curated record. Gene Ontology annotation, molecular function: protein binding.
CUGACUGACUGGCUGACCGGCUGACCGGCUGACUGACUGACUGACUGGCUGACCAGCGGACUGGCUGAUUGACUAACUGGCUGACUGACUGGCUGACCAGCUGACCGGCUGACUGGCUGGCUGUGGCGAUGUUGGCCUCAAUGAGGCGCCUCCUGCAGGACUUGUGAACUUCCGUCCCACCGACCCCACAAUUCGUUCCGCCACAGCAAACCUCCCUCCCCUGGGCCGCCGCAGCACAUGGGGCCAUCACGACCCAUCUGUGCGGACCUCGGUUGGCGAUGAAGAUGACGACAACGGCGACGAUGGCAGCACGGAGAAUGGAGCGACGGGCGGCAGGGCAGACUAGCAGUGGAGAAGGGGGAGCGGCUGGGCCCCCCAAGGGGCUCGAGGGGCUGGCGUCGCUGCGGGCGCUGUGGGAGGGGAGGAUCCGCGCCACCGCAGAGGAGGUGGAGCGCCAGCGCUCGAACAGAGAGCGCCGCUCGCUGGGCAGGCUGUCUGCCGCCUGGGAGCACCGCAUCAGCGUGGCCAAGCUCCGCGAGCUGCUGGUGACGGUGGACGGCCGCGUGGUGCUCAAGGUGCUCAAGCUGGACUGGGAGAAGCUUCCAGCAGCCCUGGAGCAGCUGCCCGCCAUGCACGAGUGGCAGAUCCACCGCACGCAGCUCCACUCGCUGCCCCCUAACCUGGGCGCCUUCAGCAGCCUCCUCACCCUCGACCUCUCACGCAACCGCAUCCACUGCCUCCCGCCGCAGAUCGGCCUGCUGUCCCGCCUGCGCGAGCUGUCUCUCAGCUACAACGCCCUGGACGCCGUCCCACCGGAGCUCUCCCAGUGCCGCGAGCUCCAGCGGCUGGAGCUGUCGGCCAACCAGGGCCUCCACGACCUCCCUGACGAGCUGGGCUCCCUGCCGAGCCUGUACCACGUGGACCUGUCUGUGAAUUCGUUCCCUCGCGUGCCCUCGGCCCUCCUCCGCCUGGCGGCUCUCGAGUGGCUCGACCUGAGCAGCAACCGCCUGCAGGGCCUGCCCAGCGACAUGAGCAGCUGGCAGCGCCUCCACUCGCUGUGGCUGCAGCGCAACCUUCUGGAGGCGCUGCCGGAGUCGCUGUGCCAGCUGCGGUGCCUCACCACCCUGGUACUCAGCGGCAACCGCCUGCGGCAGCUGCCCCUGGCGAUGGAGGCCAUGACAGGACUCACAUUCGUGAAUCUGCGCGACAAUCCUCUGGAGCCGGCCGUGAGUUUGCCCGAUCCGGUGGCAUCGGAGAGACGCGGCGGUUCGGAGGAGGGGGUGGUGGAGGAGGUGGAGGAGGAGGAGGUGGGGGAGAAAUUUGGGAUGGACUUCAUGCGUCACUACCUGCGCACCCUACGGACUCGGCUGGAUUCGUCCGCCGGCGAUGGAGCCGCGGAAACGGAGGCCGGGAGAGGAGACGUCGCGGAGGGAGACACGGGGGGAGACACGGAGGGAGAUGCGGCGUUCGUGUCCACACUGGAGGUGGACAUGAGACUCUCCCACCAGAUGCUCCCAGACAGCUUACCGGGAGCUUCAUAAUGGUCGUGUCGGAGACACUGAGAGCCUGGGCUGGAGUCCUGGGUCUGAGUGUCUCUCACUCUCAGGGGGUUCACAAUGGCCAUG